Molecule: messenger RNA, 2205 nt
Organism: Larimichthys crocea (large yellow croaker)
Lineage: Eukaryota; Metazoa; Chordata; Actinopteri; Sciaenidae
Gene: dzank1
Product: double zinc ribbon and ankyrin repeat domains 1
Exons: 22
Coding region: 152-2113 (653 amino acids)
Molecular function (GO): protein binding
Source: RefSeq, a predicted model, not a curated record
UCCGGCGCGGCGGGUCGACCCGUUGAACGGGUUUGAAACGAGCGCAUGCGCGGUGCAGAGCAGGUUGCCAUGGUGACAGCGUCGUACACAGACGGGCUCGUGAGACGUCGCGUGAAUCAUCUGAUCUGCUCUGACAUUGACAGUCGUCGUCAUGACAGCAGGAGCAGUGUCCGCCCCUCUCAUCAUUCCCAUCAUCCACCUGCAGACGCACAGAGCCAAGAACCACAUCGACACCAGCACACCUGUGUCCAUCCAGUCAGACUCUCCAGGUGUGUUGAUCUUCUACACCUUGUAUGGAUCGAGGGCCGGGGAGGUGGGCAGCGGGCUCAGCCAGCAGGCAGGCAGGGAAGAUAAAAACCGACAGCCAAGCCUGGCGAACGGCCCGCUGGUCGGUGUCUGUCAGGAGCGGGGAGGACGCAACGGAGAACUUCUGCAGAGCGACCAGCAGCGUCACUCUGAAGGAACCUCGUGGUCUGCUGAGAACUCUGCUGGUUCUUCACGGAGGCCUCCAGAGCCGAGGACGGACCGUGGACAAACCGGACCGAGUUCAGGCGUGUUGAAGCAGCUGAGCAACACGGAGACGUCACGGAUCAGCCGAGAGACCGACUUUCUGCGGUGUGCUCGGUGUCUCAGGUCUCGUCCUUCUGAUCCGUUUGCUCGGUUCUGUUCUCACUGUGGAGCGUCACUUCCUGUGUUACCUGAGCAGAGACUGCCUCCUGCUGAAGGAGGACAGGUGGUGAGCUGUGUGUUCUGUAACACUCUGGUUCCUGUGAACACUCAGUCCUGUUUAACCUGCGAGGCCUCCAUCCACCAACAACUACAGCCACAGUCCAGCAUCACACUGCAGGAUCAUGUGGUGUGUGUUUGUUGUGGAAGUGGAAAUCCAGCUCACCUUUCCACCUGUUUGACCUGCGAGAGCCGCCUACAGGUGUGUGUUGUGAACAGCGCCCCCUCUGUCCCGUCAGCAGACAGCAGGAUGUUGUCGUGCUCCAGAUGUAAACGUAUGAACCACGGUGAUGCCAGAUACUGUGACUGGUGUGGCUCAAAGCCCGGUCAUGCAGCCAGCUGUGUCAUCUGUUGCCGAUGUGGAGCGAGCGGUCACCCGUACGCCUUCCACUGCGCAGCCUGCGGCGUCUUCCUGAAAGCUCCGCCCACAUCUCACAGUGACAUCACACGGCCUGUAGGGGGCGGAGCCACCAGCCAGACUUCCCAUGAUGCCACCUGGCAGGCCACACCCUCAUCAGACCCUCAGGUGAGACUGACCACGCCCACUGCAGAGCAGACCACGCAGACUGUCGGACUCUAUUACCCAUCAGCCACUGAGCUGGAGAGGAAGGAGCAACACAGAGCGCAACAACACAGCAAGCAGCAGGCAACGAGAGACCGGCAACCGCUACUGACUGCCAUCAGCCCGGGCAGAGGUUACUGGAGGAAGCAGUUGGAUCACGUAUGCGCUCACCUGAGGAGUACACUCAGAACAACGCCCCCUCAGGAUUUGCUGGGAGAGCCUCGCCUGGGCCGGAUGGUUUCUGCUGUGAUUCAAGAAGAUCGCUACGAAGUCAGCGUGACCACCAGCUUUGUGUUGGCCGGACGGGAAGAAGCUCAGGUGGAUCCUACAGGUGACGCCACCGGACUGACUGCAGAAACCAACCUGACACCUAAACCUCCGGUGAAGGAUGUUCAGCUGCUGAAGGAGCUGGGUCCCGGUCGAGGUCAGAUCAACGUCAUCCAGCAGCUCCUGGAUCAGGGGGCGGACCCUUCCUGCUACGCCAGCGAUGGCCGACAUGCUCUGGCAGUUGCUGUGCUUAAUGGUCACCAUGACGCACUUCCUGUUUUAGUGCAGCGAGGAGCUGACGUCGACGAGCAGUCCGGACAGAUGAAGAACUCGGCUCUUCAUGAGGCUGCAGCUCUCGGCUCUGAUGGUCUGCAGUGUGCUCAGGUCCUGCUCAGCUGUAAGGCCAGUGUGAGGCACAGGAACGCUGGCGGUCAGACGGCGUACGACGUGGCAGUGACCUCCGGCUGUAACAACAUGGUGUCUCUGCUGGCUGCGAGGACUGGACUGGACUUACUGGGCAAAAUGGGAAAACCCAAACUGAACCUGGACAUGUUCUGACCCAACGGACCUCACGGAGACUCUCAAUACAGAACAAGAUGAAAGCAGUGGAUGUGUUUGUAACUGAAGGAAAUAAACUGUUAAACUGAAGA